Molecule: messenger RNA, 1568 nt
Organism: Rhodofomes roseus
Lineage: Eukaryota; Fungi; Basidiomycota; Agaricomycetes; Polyporales; Fomitopsidaceae
Product: concanavalin A-like lectin/glucanase domain-containing protein
Exons: 8
Coding region: 1-1149 (382 amino acids)
Biological process (GO): glucan catabolic process
Molecular function (GO): hydrolase activity, hydrolyzing O-glycosyl compounds
Source: RefSeq, a predicted model, not a curated record
AUGGUCCUACACCGCCAAGUCCUCUGUGCUACAAUGCUCUCCUUGGCCAGCGCCGCACUGGGAUACGAGCUCAUCCAUGACUACUCAGGGAAUACGUUCUUCGACGGUUGGGACUACUAUGGCAAGUGGGACAACCUGACCCUAGGAAACGUCACCUACCUGACACAGGAGGCUGCGACGCAGCAAAAGCUCACUUACGUAAACGACGCUGGAAAUGCGAUCAUCAAGGUAGACAACUUCACCACGGUUGCGUCCGGUGAACGGCGCAACUCGAUCCGUCUUACGUCCCAGGAGUACUAUGACUUCGGUACCGUAUGGAUCAUUGACGCCCUCCACAUGCCGUGGGGGUGCUCCGUCUGGCCUGCUUUCUGGAGUACGGCACCCGACUGGCCGGUUGGUGGCGAGAUUGACAUUGUUGAGGGUAUCAACACCCAGCCCAACAACCAAUUCGCUAUCCACACGACCGAGGGUUGCUAUCACGACAACCCGCCAAAUCAGGCGGGGUUCAACAUCGACACGAACUGUAGCCAGGCGUCAGGAUGCACUGUAGGCAUCAAUACCCAGAACAGCUACCAGGCCGGGUUCGCUGCAGCCGGAGGCGGUGUGUAUGCCACACAGUACGACACCUCCGGUAUCUACAUGUGGUUCUGGAGCCGGCCGAAUGUGCCUGCCUCGCUCAGCAGCUCCUCGACGUCGAUCAAUAUCUCUGAUUGGGGCACUCCGACUGCCAGUUUCCCGAACGACCAGGCGUGCAACACGACGAAAUUCUUCAAGCCCCAGCAGCUCAUUUUUGACAUCACGCUGUGUGGCGACUGGGCGGGCGUCCCGGGUAUUUACGACUCAGAGUGCUAUAACGCGGGACCGCACCACGACUGCUAUUUGGAUAACGUCGUGGGGAACGGCAGCAACUACGACGACGCCUACUUCGAGGUCUCCUACGUACGCACGUACGCCACCGGAGCCGCGCUCGCCGCCGCACAGGCGAGCAAGACCGCGACGACUUCGUCCACGGCGUCGACCUCCUCCGCAACGCAGUCGCAUACGCAGACGUCCGACGCCUCCCUGCCGCGCGUCAGCCUGCACGGUGUACUAUUCAUGUCGAUGUGCGUCGCAGGCCUCAUCGCCGGGAGCGUGCUGCCGUUGCUCUGAGCCUGCCUGUGAGGAUUGGCGGCUAUGUAUACAUCCCACCCAGGACCUUAUUGGACUUCUCUCUCUCUUGAUCGGUGUUCUGCGUGUGUAUUUACACCCUCGACCUCCAUGCUGAUGACCCGCCGAUGACCGCCGACUCUGCACGCUCGCUCCGUAAUUUUAUUGCUUUACUGUACUUGGCUUCUCACAUGGACUUUUGCUUGGAUGACCUGGUGUGUCACUCGUGGACUGUCUGGUGUAUUCCCCUUAUAAUGUGUCGUGUUGGGUUUGGGUGUUUUCGAACAAUGCUGUUGUAUUGGGCAGAAGUCCCGCUGUCAUUCGUUUCCGAUGCACGCGGACACCAGUGUGGUUUGAGCGUCAGGUAGGGCUCUCGUGUCGUCCUCGUGUAGCGGCGUGCUACAGAGUGAGUCGCAUAGCAA